AUGGUCGAGGUAAAGAAGUCCAACGUGCUUGGUUCUGGAGGUUUGUACCUUAUCUUUGGUGCAGAGCCUGGCCAUCAACGCGUUUUCCCGUGUUACCUUCGCGCCGAUGCCGAAGUCCUUUACUCGAGAUGGUUUAUGGGCGACCUCGAGCCGUCUCUCCUCCGCGGCCUCGUUACUCUUAAAUCUACUAAGGAGGGCGGUAAGACCCGUAAUUAUAAUUCUGGUGUAAUUGAGGAGUAUAGCUUUCAGAAAUCGGCCAAGGUCUUUGGUGAUAACGGUCUACGCAACGGACAGUGGUUUGCUAAUCGGCUUUGCGCUAUGCGUGACGGUGCCCAUGCUGAGUUGGAGCCUGGCAUUUGCGGUCAGAAGGGCAAAGGCGCAUUUUCCAUUGUUUUAGCUAACGGCGGAUAUGCUGACGAGGACAAGGGCGAUACCAUUCACUAUUGUGGCACGCAGUCAAAGACACCUACCCCUACCUACCGUACCCAGCUCCUUCUCGAUUCACUGAAAGUUAAUAACCCGAUCCGUGUCUUGCGUAGCAAGUCCAAGUCUCAAUUCGCCCCAAAGGAAGGAAUUAGGUUCGAUGGCAUCUACAAGAUUGUUAGCAAGGAGAUACUUGAUGAGGACACUGCAAUGUAUCGUUUCGAGCUGCAUAGAGAAGCCGGCCAAGACCUUAUUCGCUAUCAAGGCGCUGAGGCACGACCUACUUCCCAGGAAUUGCUUCAGCUCAAGAAAAUAAACGCUUUACUCAAGUAA
This is a messenger RNA of Hyaloscypha bicolor E, 756 nucleotides long. RefSeq lists its product as uncharacterized. Bases 1 to 756 code for a protein of 251 amino acids. The record is from RefSeq and is a predicted model, not a curated record. Gene Ontology annotation, biological process: protein ubiquitination; negative regulation of gene expression via chromosomal CpG island methylation. Gene Ontology annotation, molecular function: ubiquitin protein ligase activity. Lineage: Eukaryota; Fungi; Ascomycota; Leotiomycetes; Helotiales; Hyaloscyphaceae. The transcript has 2 exons.